ACUUGGCUGACGGAGGUCGAUUUAGAGAAGAAGGAUCGUACAUCUCAUCACGUUUGACCCACAGAGAGUAAAGGAGGCAAAACUCAGAAAAGAGACAAACUGCUGGAGGAAAAUAAUUCAUCUGACAGCAAAGAUGCAGUGGAGUCUGAUUCUGCUCUUCCUGAUGGCUCAGUGUUGCUUCAUUGACUGUCAGCUCUAUGAGUUUCACUACAUUAAUGAGAAUAAAACCUGGACUGAAGCUCAGCAGUACUGCAGAGAGAAACACACUGACCUGGUCACAGUGACUAACAUGAAGGACAUGAAGAGACUCAUCAACAUCUCAGAUGGAGAUAUAAAGGGAGCUUGGAUUGGUGUGUAUAAUCAAACAAAUGGUACCAGAACAUGGUACUGGUCUCUGCCUGGACUGGAGUUCAAUGAAAGUGAGACAAACUGGGCACCAAAUGAACCGACUGAUAAAGGAAACCAAGGAUCUGAGAACUGUGGGAUUGUAUAUCAAAAUCUUAAAUGGCUCGAUCAGGGUUGCAAGUGGCCAGAAUAUUUCCUCUGCUACGAUGAAACUAACACAACCAACAAAUACCUCUUAAUUAAAGACAAGAAGACCUGGACAGAAGCUCAGAGUUACUGCAGAGAGAAUCACACAGACCUGAUCAGUGGAAUGAAGCAACUACAGGAUGAAGAAGUGAAGAAAUUGAUGAACUCUUCAGAUAAUAAAGCAUACUUUGGUCUGUUCAGAGACAACUGGAGGUGGUCAGAUGGAAGCAGUUUCUAUUUCAGACACUGGAAAAAAGACUUUAACAAUUCAGAAUCCAACAGUGGUCAAUGUGCCAUGACUGUGUUUGAUGAUGGAAGCAGAUGGAGGAAUGAGAACUGUGAUGAAAGAAAACCCUUCAUCUGUUAUGAUGAUAAAGUGAUCCUGAUCAAAGAAAAUAAAACCUGGCAUGAGGCCUUGACCUACUGCAGAGAUCAUCAUGAUGACCUGGUCACCAUCACCAACAUGGACGAUCAGAGAUGGAUCCAGGAGAAAGUCAAGAACGCAUCGACUGAUUAUGUCUGGAUGGGUCUGCACUACGCUUGGACCCUACAAUUCUGGAUCUGGGUCAGUGACGAGGAGGUCAGCUACGAGAACUGGGCCGAAUCUGAACCGAUGGACGACUGUGACGUGUCUGGAGCCAUGGAGACGAGAGGAGGACAUAAGUGGUUCAGAAGAAAUGAUGACGAGAAGCUUAAUUUCAUCUGUUCUAAAUAUUAUUACCCAGUGGACCUUGGGAUUCCCCCAGAGGAGCUUGUCCAAGUGGCUGGUGGAGGGAGAGCUGCAGCUUUUCAGUAUUUCAAUGUUCUUCAUCCAACAGAGACAAACUGCUGGAGGAAAAUAAUUCAUCUGACAGCAAAGAUGCAGUGGAGUCUGAUUCUGCUCUUCCUGAUGGCUCAGUGUUGCUUCAUUGACUGUCAGCUCUAUGAGUUUCACUACAUUAAAGAGGCAAAGAACUGGACUGAAGCUCAGCAGUACUGCAGAGAGAAACACACUGACCUGGUCACAGUGACUAACAUGAAGGACAUGAAGAGACUCAUCAGAAUCGCAGAUGGAAAUAAGAAAGAAGCUUGGAUUGGUCUGUAUAAUCAAACACAUGGUACCAGAACAUGGUACUGGUCUCUGCCUGGACUGGAGUUAAAUGAAAAUGAAACAAACUGGGCACCAGAAGAACCAAAUGAUGGAGGACACCAAGGAUCUGAGAACUGUGUGAUUGUGAAUAAAGAUAUCAAAUGGAUUGACAUCCUGUGCCAACAUAAAUAUAAUUUCCUCUGCUACAAUGAAACCAACACAACCCAUAAAUAUCAUUUGAUUAGAGAGGAGAAGUCUUGGCUGGAAGCUCAGAGUUACUGCAGAGAGAAACACACAGACCUGAUCAGUGGAACGAAGCAACUACAGGAUGAAGAACUAAAGGAAGUGAUGAAGACUACAUGGAGUAAAUCAUUUAUUGGUCUGUUCAGAGACACCUGGAGGUGGUCAGAUGGAAGCAGUUUCUCUUUCAGACACUGGAAUCUACAGUUUUACAAUCAGAUAAUCAAUAGUGGUCAAUGUGCCUUGACUGUGUUUGAUGAUGGAGGCAGAUGGAGGAAUGAGAAAUGUGAUGAGAAAAAACCCUUCAUCUGUUAUGAUGAUAAAUUGAUCUUGAUCAACAAAAGAUGAACUGGGAGGACGCCUUGUACUACUGCAGAGAUCACCACCAUGACCUGGUCACCAUCACCAACAUGGACGAUCAGAGAUGGA
Molecule: messenger RNA, 2269 nt
Organism: Poeciliopsis prolifica (blackstripe livebearer)
Lineage: Eukaryota; Metazoa; Chordata; Actinopteri; Cyprinodontiformes; Poeciliidae
Product: C-type mannose receptor 2-like
Exons: 10
Coding region: 134-2188 (684 amino acids)
Source: RefSeq, a predicted model, not a curated record